This is a messenger RNA of Biomphalaria glabrata, 4189 nucleotides long. RefSeq names its product src substrate cortactin-like. Gene Ontology annotation, molecular function: actin filament binding. Bases 95 to 1861 code for a protein of 588 amino acids. The transcript has 17 exons. The record is from RefSeq and is a predicted model, not a curated record. Lineage: Eukaryota; Metazoa; Mollusca; Gastropoda; Planorbidae. Gene Ontology annotation, biological process: regulation of actin filament polymerization. Gene Ontology annotation, cellular component: site of polarized growth; cortical actin cytoskeleton; actin filament.
UUGGAAGUCACAUGACUUCACCGGAAGAGGCGAGAAACAAGGAAGUGGCUUUGAUAACAGUGAGCAAUAAUAUUAUUAACCGUCUGACUAAACAAUGUGGAAAGCUACAGCUGGUAGAGAUAUCAAGACAAAUGCUCCUCCAUCUAGUAAGGGAGAGGAUGAUGAUUGGGAAACAGAUGCAGAUUUUGUUAAUGAUGUGACAGAAGAAGAACAGAGAUGGGGUGCAAAAACAGUUGAAGGAUCAGGUCGACAAGAGUCAUUAAAUUUAAAAAAGCUGAGAGAGCAAGUGUCUGUAGAUGAUAAAGAAAAUAAACAGAAAGAGUAUGAAAAAGGUCCCAAAGCAUCUGAGGGUUAUGGCGGUAAAUUUGGUGUACAGAAAGAUCGUAUGGACAAGUCGGCUGUAGGUCAUGAAUACCAUGAAGAUCUAGCGAAGCAUGCUAGUCAAGUUGAUGUCAAGAAAGGAUUUGGUGGCAAGUUUGGCGUGCAGUCAGACAGAGUAGACAAGUCUGCUGUGGGUUACGACUACCAGGGAAAAGUUGAUAAACAUGAGUCACAGAAAGAUUACAGCAAAGGUUUUGGUGGAAAAUUUGGCGUACAGACUGACAGAGUUGAUAAAUCCGCUGUGGGCUAUGAGCACAAAGAGAAUGUACCCAAACACGAGUCUCAAACAGAUUAUUCCAAAGGCUUUGGUGGCAAAUUUGGUGUUCAGAAAGACAGAGUGGAUAAAUCAGCUGUGGGUUAUGAUUAUGAAGGGAAGACAGAGAAGCACGCCUCCCAGAAAGAUUUCAGCAAGGGUUUCGGAGGCAAGUUUGGUGUUCAAACCGACAGACAGGAUAAGUCUGCAGUGGGUUACGAUUACCAGGAAAAGUUACAGCUGCAUGAAUCUCAAAAAGAUUUUAGCCAAGGCUUUGGAGGCAAAUUUGGUGUUCAGACUGACAGACAAGAUAAAUCUGCCAUGGGCUAUGAUUAUCAGGAGAAACUGCAGCUGCAUGAAUCUCAAAAAGAUUUUAGCAAAGGUUUCGGGGGAAAGUUUGGGGUUCAGUCUGACCAUAUGGAUAAAUCAGCAGUGGGAUACGAACAUCAGGAAAAACUGGAAAAGCAUGAGUCCCAAAAAGAUUAUACAAAAGGUUUUGGAGGCAAGUUUGGAGUUCAGACAGACAGGCAAGAUAAGUCUGCUAGGGGUUUUGAAGAUAUGGAGGGAGUCAAGUCAGGCUAUCAGAAACCUCAGGCAGAUAAAAGUUCAGAAGGUGCCAAGAAUUUGAAAGCCAGAUUUGAACAAAUGGCCAAAGGUGGAGAAGAGGAGUCUAAAAAGAGAGCACAAGAAGAGAGAGAAAGAAGAGAGGCCAGAGAGAAGAAGGAAAGAGAAGAGCAGGAAAAACAGAGACAGGCGCGACUGGAUAAAGAAAGGUGGGAAGAGGAACAGAGAAAGAAAGCCGAACCUGAAGCUGAGCCUGAGCAGGACACAUCCCAACAGGAUACAUACUACCAACCUGAAUGCCCGGAAGACACAUACAAUCAGGCAGACUCAGAACCACCUGUAUAUCAUGAAGAGCCCAAGCCCUCCAGAGUCCAGCCAGAGCCAGAAUAUGAGCCUGACGUGUACAAUAAUCCCACUGAUGAUGAUUACUAUCAAGCGGAAGAGCCACAAGAAGCCCCAGCAGAGCCAUCUCAUCAGCAAUCAGAGGGUCUUACUGCCAUUGCUUUAUAUGACUAUGCAGCUACUGACGAGGAUGAGCUGACCUUUGACCCUGAUGAAAUCAUUACAGAUAUUGAAAUGGUGGAUGAAGGCUGGUGGAGAGGUAAAUGUCGUGGUGUCUCUGGUCUAUUCCCUGCCAAUUACGUUGAGCUCAGACAGAAGUAGUACGCCUUUCCUCUAUAUUACUCUUUUAUCUCCUUAUGACAGCUAUUUAAACUCAGUCUGUUUCAUUUGGUUUGGCUAGACGAUUUCUUUGCAAUAGAAGUCAUUGUACACUUUACUGAAUCAUUUUAGUUCAAAUUGUCAGAUUGAUAGAAUUAGUUUAUACAAGUGUCCUUAAGACUUAUCAAAGUAAACUUAGUCUAUAGAUGACAUAAUUAUAAACUCAUUAAAAACAGUUGAAAUACUGUUGUUGUAAUUUAUAUCAUGGACAUUUUUAAAUGCAUUUUUGUUUUGUUUUAUCAUUAACAUAUGUAUAUUUUUUUUUAUCUUGUCAAAGAAAAGCCGAUUGAAUGAGGUUUGUAAUUCACAAUUUCAAUCUCGUAUUUAUUCUUCAUUAAUUGAAAUAACAAUGGUAUGAUUAAAGCAUCAGGAUACUGGGAUCUUGUGAUAAGCUGGGUUUACAUAACCUUUUUGAUUGAUGUCACGCAAUAUUGAUGUUCAAGAUGUGUUGGCGUGAACACAGUAUUAACUUAUGAAUCCUUCGUGCUUGGCUAUGGCAAACCUUUGCACCGGAUGUAAUUUUAAAUUUUCUUUAUGGAUAUAAUACAAAAAAAAAGAAGGCAUUAUAGUAAAGUUUAUCUAUUAGCUGCUUUAGUUUUUAUGUAAACAUUAAAAAAAUGUAUUUUCCUACACUACUAGGUAGCAGUAGUCCGAAAUUUUAUAGCUCCACUUCUAGGAGAUGGUCAUUUUUUUGAUACUCAAACUUGUUGCUUCUUUACGCAUUAAAAAAACAUCAUGGCGACACAUACCAGGUAUGCUAACCUAUCAUCAUCACCCUAUGCGGCAUUAAUAGUUGGCAUAGUUGUGUUUAUUUUUUUCCUGUUAGUUUUUUUUACAUUAGAGAACAAUUUGUGUUUCGACUGGUGCACAAAUUUAAUUGGUUUUUAUCCCAACUAAUGAUGUUGAAUUCAUUUGUUAUGAAAUUAUUUUAUUGCACCUACGAAAGUCUGACUUUAUUAUCAUGACCAAUAUGUGAUGCAAAGUAGUGAAUUUUAUUAAUUAGUUUUGUCAUUAAAAACAUUGGAAAUAUGUUAAUGUCUUAGUGAGCUGUGUCUUAUAUAUAUUUUUUUUUUGUAACAACAAAUUCAUCAGGUGACUAACUUCAUCAUGUGCCUGAUUCAUGUUGCACCAAUAGGCUCAGCCCCCUUGGAAAAUAAAGUAAACUGUUAUUUUGUUUGAAACCGUUUUGUUUUGUUUUCAGACAAAAGUUUGCAAGUUUUUGUUUUUCUGAUUUGAUUCAGCUUUUUUAUUUAUUAUCCUUUUGGCUUAGAACUUUCUUCAAUCACUAUUUUUUUAAUCUGAUUUCAACAUAUCUCAAGACAGCAUUCCACAAAAAUGUGUCAUCUUUUGAUACAUUCAAACUGGUUAUCAAAUGUUACAUAUUAAAACUUGCCCUCCCCAAAGAUACAACUGUACUUGAUUAUUUUCAAAAGACUUUAGUUCCAUAAAGAAAAUAGACAUUGAUAAAUUAUCAAUACAUACAUAAUGAAAGAGACAAUGAGAACUUAUAAUAGCAUUAAGACCUAUAAUGGAAAGGAAAAUCAUGUUGAGUAAGCUCUGGCAAUUCAGACCCUAUGCUGUUUUCCUACAUUCUUAUGUAUUGAUAUUUAUGAGAUGGUAGGAAUGUUUUUAACUUUAGCCAGGUAUCCACCGUUUAAAAACAAUUACUCAUCUAAUUAUAAAAAUGUAUCGUAGCUGUUAAUAUUUAAAUUAGCACAAGACAUCUUAGAUCUAAUUCCUAGCAAUAGCUAGAAAACCUGCAUUUUGGUUGGAUUUGUUUUUUUAGAGAGCUCAUUUUAUUUUCAGAUAACAUCUCACUGCUCGAUUGAUUCUACAUCAAAAUUAAGAUUAAAAUUAUUUUCCUUUUGCCUGCUAUAACUUGAAGAUCAUGUUUCAAAGGUGUAAAAUAGCUGCUGAAAACAUUUCAUGCUUCAAUAACGUAACCAAUGUACUCUUUGUUUUAUUUUGAGAUGUUUCUUUGCAAUGAAUGCUACAAGAUUGAAGUGUGCUAGGUUUAUCAGGAAGAAAAUGGUAUGAAGUUGAAGUUAAAACUAUAUUGUUUUUUUUCUAUUGAUUUGUUGUUUUAUUUCAGUAUGUACAAUUGUGCAUGAAGAUUGUAAACUCAAUUGUUGUUUUUAUAAACUUGUUAAACUUCUCUAAUAUAUUGAAACUGUAAACUUGCUAUACAAAUAAAAUGAUGGAAUUCAAAAUGUGUAUGAAAGUUUCUUAUGGCAUAUAAAAAAAUGGUAAUAAAAACAAAGAACAUGCUAA